AUGCCUGGAGCUAACAGGACUUCUCUCGAUGUGGGUAGCUUCCAUUGGCUCAUGAACAUUCGCCCAGGCUAUAAUGUUUUUCGUUCGAAGAACCUUUGUAGGAUUGAACCUUAUUUUCCUUGCCGUUUUGCGCGACAAUUUGGUUACGAUCAACUGUACGUCGGGAAUCCCAACAGAUGGUUGAUAACCUGCGGGAGCCUCAUUAAUGGAGUACGAGCCUGGUUCUGGAAUGUUGCUGGCUGUACCGGAGCUCAAUUUAGUCUGCCUGUUGCUGAACCUGAACUCCACAUGACCUUUGUUUAUUGCUGGUGGAUUUUAGCCGCCAACACUCCUCUUGCGAAGAAGAAGCUUUCCGAGCUAGAAUCCGAGGCUGUGGUUCGGAGAAUUGUAUCUAGAAAAGGAAAGGAACCUGCUACAUCUUCCCGCAAAGGAAAACGGGCAGCUGAUUCCGAAGAGAGCGACGAUUUCGAGACAUCCAGUGAAGAGGAUGAGAGUAGAGAUGAAGCAGAGGCUGAUGUCCCUCUGUCUCCCGUGGCUCAUAGGACUCGUCGAGCUUCUUCGCCCAAAUCACCCAGUGCUCCUUCAAAGGGUAUUCGAAUGAUGGAGAAAAAUAUUCCCUUAUCGUCUUCUAACAAGAUGACAGUCAGAUGGUCUGCGCUUGAAGAGGAAGAAGAAGAAGAAGAAGAAGAAGAUGCCACCCCGCUUGUUAACAGAAAGAGAUCCCGAUCUUCUGCCUCUUCUGAAGUUCAACGCAGCCCUGUUCGAGGGUCUGAAUUGCGUUCCAAGUUUCGCCAUGAGAGCUCCGAAGUUCCUCGAGAUUCUCGUGCUUCGAAAAGGGUUAAGAAGAUGGCUCAUCGACAACGUCAACUCCCCUCGUUGCCUGAAGAAGAGUUUACUCAGGAUCUUCCGAUUGAUCAAGGGGCUGAGCUAGAAGAGGAAGGGGAAAUCGUGCCCGAGCCUUCUUCUCCGGGUUUAAUGGAUGUUGAUGAGUCCAGCUUCACUCAACAGGUGCAAAAAGCGAUGAGUGAAGAACCCCUCAAUGUGGACACUGCCCCUCCUCCGGCCACUACAUCGACCUCACCAAUUGCCGACACAGUUAAACUAAAGGAGGUGAGUGCGGAUAGUAGCGCUACUGACCCCGCAAUUGUUAUUGAAGACCUUCCUAUCAACGAACCGAAAGACAUAGAACUUACCCAUGAUAUGGGUAUCGGAGAUUUCGAUGAGCGAGACUUCGAUCUUGACAUUUCUGAAGAUGUACACCAGGAGAUCUCCGAUAUACUAUCAACUCCGGUUCCAUCUGCUACUACAGGACCAACUACUCGAGUCGAUUCAGCUGAAGUAGAUGCAUCAAAAGACGUAGCACCAACCAAUGAAGUUGAUGCGUCUACCGUCAUUGGUGAAUGUGAUCAACCUGAAGGUCUGGGUUUCUUACUUUUGGCAAGUCCCCCAGCUGAAGUUGAACCACCAGCCACUGCUCCUUCGACUUCCGCUAUUGUCGAAGCUGAACCUGUUGUGCCUUCUGCUCCGACUCCAGUGGAUCAUGAAGUAGGAGGGUCGAAGGCUACAGUGGAAGAGCAACCUCCUGCUACUUCGGCUCAACUUGAACUUGUUCCUCGAGAUCUUGUCGCUCUGGAUCCGAAACCAUCGGGGGUUUCGGGUGAACAAUCGUCUGGUGUAGUGACUCAACCGACGAGCGUUAUUCCUGAACAAAUCCCGGUUGUUAUAGAAUCUGCUAUGACCUCAACAAGCCAAGCUCUUUCUUCAUCAUUGUCCGAACGUAUUCAGACUUUAUUGGCAGAUGAAGAUCCAAACCAAGUUGCCCUCUGCGUUGACGUCCAAAGCUUCGUUCUUUUCUUAAACGCCAUGGUUGAUCGAAUUCUUCUUAAAGGUUCACCAUUUGAACUUUUCAGGAAGUCUCUCGACCGCCAUGUAUCAGGAAUUAAAGAACAGGGGUGCACUGAAUUGUCUAACUCCAUUGAAGCCUAUUUGGUCGAUCUGAAACAUCACAUUGAACAGUUGCAGAACUUUCGAGCUAAUGGCGCACCUUCUUACAUCGCUUCUCAAACGGACCUGAGGCUACAGGCAUGGCGUGAUUCUCAGAAAUCCGUUGAAACUGAACUUCAAGUACUGAAAACUCGCAUCCAUCAACUCCAGGUGAGCGCUGCCAAGAAGGCACAAAUAAAGGUAGACAUGUAUCGUGACUUGGAGUCGCGUCGGGCAGAGAUAGCUCAUUUAGAAAAGCAACUUGCCGAAGCUAAGGAUGCUUGUGAAUUUUUGGAAUCUGAUCUAACGGAGGUAACUCAAGUUGAAGUGAUUACACUCCGGCAACUGAAUUUCCAGGACAAGAUUUUUGCUGACAAAGAGCAAGAAGCCGCCAAAAUCCGAAGCAUCGAUGAAAGGAAAUUUAAAGCAAAUCUGAUACCUGAGCUCGAGCUGGCUUUUGCGACAAGACUCUCCCAAUUAGAAGAUGAACUCCGCCAUUAUUGA
Messenger RNA from Asparagus officinalis (garden asparagus), 2487 nucleotides. RefSeq lists its product as uncharacterized. The transcript is spliced from 7 exons. The coding region runs from base 1 to 2487 and encodes 828 amino acids. The record is from RefSeq and is a predicted model, not a curated record. NCBI's taxonomy places the organism in Eukaryota, Viridiplantae, Streptophyta, Magnoliopsida, Asparagales, Asparagaceae.